This is a messenger RNA of Sordaria macrospora k-hell, 3699 nucleotides long. RefSeq lists its product as uncharacterized. Gene Ontology annotation, molecular function: DNA-binding transcription factor activity, RNA polymerase II-specific. Gene Ontology annotation, cellular component: nucleus. NCBI's taxonomy places the organism in Eukaryota, Fungi, Ascomycota, Sordariomycetes, Sordariales, Sordariaceae. Gene Ontology annotation, biological process: regulation of transcription by RNA polymerase II. The record is from RefSeq and is a predicted model, not a curated record.
AUGUUGACCCCGACCUGCCCGAACGUUACCCACACGUUCCACCCCUUUGGCGAUACCCCCGCCCGCUGUCUGACAGAGAACAUCCCUCCGGACAGAAAGGGCGAAGAGAAGCCCGUGAAUAUCCUGCUUCUUGGCUCUGGCGAUGUUCGCAAUGUCCUCUUCACGGCUCACUCGGACAUGAAGCGCCAGCUCGAUAUCACUUGCUGUGAUGUUGACCCGUUGGUGAUCGCGCGCAAUAUUUUGCUUCUCACCUUGAUCAUUGAGUCGGACUUUGAUGACGACCCUGACGACUCCUUCAACUCACCCGAGACACCUCACACUCGGCUCACAAAUGACGAUCUCUUCGCAAUUUACUUCCACCAGCACCUUUCCGAGCGCCUCAGCAAACUCGUCUGCUCGCAAGCCAUGGGCCUGCGCCUUAUUGGCUCAACCAUGUUAACCUGGAACCAAACUCCUUUUGGUUGGGGCCAGGGCUUCCCGCCCUGCCCUUGCUCGCCACGCUGCGACAGGUGCGGCAAUGAGACAAAAGGUAAAGGGAAGGGCAAAGAGAAGUCUCGUACCACCACCGGUGAUGACAUUUCCCGCAUUCGCUUCACUGAAUCCGGCUCCCUAGAGCUGCUCACUCAUAUCUGGGAAGCCUGGGCUUGCGAUCCCCACUCCGAGGAGCAGAAGGCCCUGACGGAAGGCUUCUUCUUGCGUCUCGCCGCCGCUCUCUACAGAAGGGAAGAAGAACAGGUGGGAAACCCCCACGUCCCUUCCAGAGCAGCUGCGUGCUCGUUCAGAGCCGCAAUGCCGGUUGGCUUAGAAGCCACCUUCCAUGCCACGAUGGCGAAUGAGGACUUCUGGAGGUGGGGGGCGACGGGCACAAAGCAAUGGGUUAAGGAUGAGGACGCAGAUGACGAAAGCACUGAUACCGGUCCUGGCUUGGAAGAGACGAUCAAGCUGAAGAAGAAGAGGGCCAAAGGAAAGGGGAAGCAAAAGGCGAAAGAGUUCCUGGCAGAAUCCUCAAAGCAGGCUCAGCAAAGAGGACAAAAGACAGACAAGAAGAGGUCCGACGAUCCGGGCGUUCCAGGCGGAUUCAUCAAUCCGCUCUUUACCACUCCGUCGUCAGGGUACCGCAUCCAUCACUCUGCGGACCCUCUGCAAGGCUUCCACCUGGCGCCUGCAUACCUCCCCAUCGUCGGCCAGCCACUCCCGCAAGAAGGAGCUUGCCAAGUUGACCGCCUCGCGGCCGUCGCCAAGCAAGAGUUUUCCGACUGGUGCGACUCCUUUCGCCGUGCUUGGCGCAAAGGCCGCAUCAGUCUUCGUUUCGUUGUCAGUGACGCGCUCGCUUUUGCGCACACUCUUCAACACCACAAGUCGGCUACCCUUGGAAAUCCCGUCGACCAGGCUUUUGGCAACUGGUAUCGCUUCCGGGAUUCUUUCGAUCCUUUGGUGCUCGACAGCGACGAGUACAGGCAAGCGGUGCCGAGCGAGUCGCACAGCACAAUGUCUCUGGCACCUGUAUCCUUUGAUGUCAUCGACACUUCGUCUUUGGCUGACGACGUUGGGCCAUUGAACGUGCUCAUCGCGACCUCUCCGCUCCUCAACAACCGCUUGGCAGCAACGUUGUAUACCGAGCAUACACUUCCCUUGCCUCGGUGUGUGAGCAGUGACGAUCCGGGUCAGGGACCAAAGAGCUCCCAAGAGGUAGCAGACAGCCUCCUUCAUGGUGAUCUCCCCACCAUGUCUGUCCUGCUGGGUCUGUCGCCGGUCGAAUACUACACCAACACUUCUCCCUUUGCUCCCGCACCUACUUUCUCUUCGCCCAAUUCCGACCCUCCUCCUCUUCCUCCCACUCCUUCAGUCUCUGGUGCCUCCGAUGCGCCCUGCCAGUCAAAUCCACCCCCAGCGGCAGUCUACUUCAACCAGCGUCUAACCUGGAAGCGCCCCGUCUGCCACCAUCCCAGCAACGGCACCGGUAAAGAGUGGACUAUCGGCAGCUACUACGACUCCUGGCCGGGCCCCUCCUCCUCUCUACGUGAAGAGAUGGACCACUUUGCCAGCGAGUACAAGAAGAGCGAGGAGACGUACAGGGACUUGAUUGAGCCCUUGCAGACUUUGGUGGCUCUCGACGCUCGUGAACGCGAAGAAGAAGAGGAGCGGAGAAGAGCGGAGAGCCAAAAGAAGGGUAAAGGAAAAGGGAAGGGAAAGGGAAAAGGAAAGGGCAAGGAGAAAGCGAAGAACCCUCCUCAGGAGACCGCCGCCAGCGCCGCCAACGAGGCAACGAUCCCAGGCCUAGAGCAAUUCUGCAAGCUCACCCCUGAAGUCCGGAAGCAAGUCUUCGACGCAAGAAAAGGCCAAAACGAGGCGCUCAAGGAAUGGGAAACCGAACUCCGGGGCAGAUUCCGAGACGAAGAGGCUCAAUGGGAAAGGGAGCGCACCGAGAUGCCAUUGCCACACAUUGGGUUCGAAGCUGAAGAGCUCGCUGAGUUUCUCAUGCAGGUCUACUCGCGGAUGUACGAGUCAAAGUACCUGUUCGAGAAGAAGGACGAUGGCAAGGACGAUGGCGUCAGUGCCGGUAGUCCAGGUACUUCUGCUGCUGGUGCUGAUGAAAACGCCUCCAGUAGGUUUGGAUGCGGGUUCAAGUUGCUGAAUCCGAGUACGUAUAACCGGGCGACUUUUGCGGCGCUUUUGAAGAUGAUCCAGGCCCGAGUCGUGCUCGUCGGCCAGCCACCGGUCUUAUCCCCCAAUGAGUCUGAAGCUGAGUCCGGGGUAUGCUUUGACGAAACCUGGAAGAGCAGGUCUUCCGACGAGCCUGGCACGGAUUCUGAAGAGGGCACCGACGAUUCUGUCGAGGAGACCAUCGUCUGGCGGACGACGUUGGGUGUAAUGCUUGAAUCCCUUCAGCAUUCCGUCGUCAACCAUGUUGAGCCCAAAGGAUCGUUUGACCAAGAGCUUUCCACCAUCCUUCACCAUUUCGGCGUAUACUCCUCCCCGGAGCACGCCAUCACUGACCCCGACGACGGGCAGAUCAAGCCGAGAGUGUAUAACCUCGCCCAGGAGGCAACUCCCGAUUAUAGCAAGCACCACAGCCCCAGUCUUUACAACUGGGUCAACAUUCCGAGCACCCUCGCCGUGACUAUCCGGAUCCCCCGUCACAGACUUAACGUGUUGCACAUUAUUCUGAAGACUUUGGAGACGGGCGUGGACAUGACUGGCAGCAGGACCAAGCAGUCGUCGUACAUCCCGGCUUUGCAGGCUUGCAUUCGUCCUACGCCUGAUGGGGAACGUAAAGCUGUUGCUGACAACAUGCCUGGCCACUUGUUUACCUCUUUGCAAAUAGGGUUUGGUGAGGUCGAGACCGCAGGAUGGCCGUUUACUCCUCUCUUCAGUCUUGACAUCGAAACCGAUCCGCUUGGGUGGGAAGGACAGAGCGAUUUGUUUGUCAGUUUCAUGGCUCCCACCAGCAUCUUGAUGAGGGGCGGGGUGACGGGGUUGGUGACGGUUGAAAUGGUGCCUUCGCUUGGCCCUGAUGUUGCGCGGCGGAACGAGCUCUCAUUCCUGGCGACGACCGGAAGUCUGAAGGGCAUGGACCUGAAGAUCUUUGAGGCUAACUUGGGUUUGGACUCAUCUGGUGUAUACAUCAGUCAGCACAUGCCCAACCAGAGCGGCGUAACGAGGAUGUGCGGUUUUGCCGCGGAAAGACCACAGAUCUAG